UUAUUUUUUCCCCGAAAAUUUUAUUUCUUCCGUUUCAUGAUUACGCCGUCCGAUAAUCUCUCAAUCGCCGAUAAAACUCAUCAUCAUCACUCAGUAGCGAUCUUGAAACCAGUCUUCUUGCUCCCUCUUCGCGCUCAAGAUUCCUCUGCGUUUUAUAUAAUAUCUAGUUCUCGAGAUCGUUGAUUCGGAACUUCUGAUUCGAUCAAUCUGAAUCCUCCUCCUUCUCGACGGAUGGAGAGAUUGUGAGGUGAGAUCAAAAGGAGAGAGAGAUGGAUGAUAGAGAAGGCUCGUUCGUAGCCGUCAGGCGUAUUUCUCAGGGUCUCGAACGUGGAAGCGUUUACAAUUCGUCUUCUGGUGAGGGUGUGCCUGGAUCAGCAGCUUGGUUAGGCCGAGGUCUUUCCUGUGUUUGUGCUCAACGAAGAGAUAGUGAUACGAAUUCCACCUUUGAUCUUACACCUGCUCAGGAGGAAUGCUUGCAGAGUUUGCAGAGCCGUAUUGAUGUAGCUUAUGACAGUACCAUACCUCUGCAUCAGGAAGCGCUGAGGGAUCUGUGGAAACUUGCCUUUCCUGAAGAAGAGCUUCAUGGAUUGAUAUCUGAGCAGUGGAAAGAGAUGGGUUGGCAGGGCAAAGAUCCGUCUACUGAUUUUAGGGGUGGUGGUUUCAUCUCUCUUGAAAACCUGCUGUACUUCGCCAGAAACUUUCAGAAAUCCUUCCAGGACCUUUUGAGGAAGCAGGUUGGGGAUAGGUCCGUAUGGGAAUACCCUUUUGCUGUUGCUGGUAUCAACCUAACAUUCAUGCUCAUUCAGAUGCUUGACCUUGAAGCAGUAAAACCACGAACAGUUGUUGGGGCAACUUUUCUGAAGUUCCUCUCUGAGAACGAGUCUGCCUUUGACCUUCUGUAUUGCAUUGCAUUCAAGCUAAUGGAUCAGCAAUGGCUUUCAAUGCGUGCCUCAUACAUGGAGUUUAACACGGUGAUGAAAUCAACAAGGAGACAGCUGGAGAGGGAGCUGAUGCUGGAAGACAUAAUGCAUCUUGAAGACUUGCCCUCCUAUGCCCUUCUCUCUCAAUAGCCUUUUAAGAGUCUCUAACCUCAACACUCCCGCUUUAAUAACACAAAAGGUUGCUCGCUUGUGCCUCUUCUUUGACAUUUUCUUCUACUGUUUGUUGGUUGCCUAUAUGAAACAACUCUAAAACUGAGUUGUUGUUGUUAUAUUAAAACAAGGAAGAGGGAGAUAGAGAAGGAGGGUUGGGAUAAAACUCAAUUUGGUUGUGGGGUUGGAAUGGAGUGAGUUUGUAACAACGUUAAGGUUUUUUAGUAACUGAGUGUUGAUUGAUCUUUGA
Molecule: messenger RNA, 1341 nt
Organism: Raphanus sativus (radish)
Lineage: Eukaryota; Viridiplantae; Streptophyta; Magnoliopsida; Brassicales; Brassicaceae
Exons: 10
Coding region: 270-1070 (266 amino acids)
Source: RefSeq, a predicted model, not a curated record